GAUUUUGUAUUUGAGACACAAAGAUGGACGACUACGAGAUGAUAAUUUUGCAAUGAUGUAGGAGAAGUAGUAAGCAAAAAUGCCGAUACAGGUGAAGGACUAUGUUUGGGAGGAAACAGAUGAAACGGUUUUGAUUACUGUUCCUUUGAAAGGAGUGCCGUCAAAUCGAGUGGAUAUUUUUUCAAUUGACGAUUAUAUCAAGGUUAGUUGUGAAUGUGUGCAGUCUGUUAAGAUAGAUUGAAAUGGGAAGAGUUCCCAAUGUCAUAUUUUAUUGAAGAGAAAAUAUUAAUAGAGUAUCGCCCAUAGGCUAGCUAUCCUCCGUAUAUCUUUGAAGUCUGCCUGUUCGGUGAAGUCGAAGAUACUAAGAGUAAGGCAACAUUUGGCAGUGGAGUUGUCAAGCUUCAAUUAUUAAAGAAGAGCUCAUCCAAAUGGAAUCAGUUACAUGCAUCGGAAUCAGAGGACAAAGAAUUCAUGAGAAAGAAACGAGAGGAGGCUAUUGGUAAGGCGCACGAGAGAGCUGAAAAAGAAAAGCAAAGAAAAGCAGCUGAGAAACGAGAACAAGAAAAAUUGGCACUUCAAGAACAGAUGAAGGUUUGGUGUAUAAAAAUUCUGUACAGAUAGCGAUCAUGCAUAGCACUAGUUUUCCUUUGAACUGAUUAUAGAGCAGUUUGGUCUGAAAUGACGUGCAUGAUUUCCAAAUGCCCUGUGCAAGUCCAAUAUAAGAUCACAAGUAUAAUUUCAGACCAAAAUUAAUCAACACAGAAUUCUAGUGUCUCUUAAUUAACAAAAGACUAAAACUUCUUGUGUUUGUGUAAAUGUCAGCUGGAACAGGAAGAAAGAGCUCGAAUAGAUGCCAUAAAGGAAGAAGAACGUAAAAAGGCAACUGAGGCCAUUGAGAGAUGGAAAGAAAAUCAAAAAUUGCAGCCUACAAGCAUAGAAGAAGAAAAAGUCACUUCGAACAGUAAUGUAAAUCAAUAUGAAGACACCAACAUGUCUGCAACAAAAGCUGACCUAGAGGUGGGAGAGUAUCAAGAGCCACUUCCAAAACCAGCUGCAAAGAAACUGGCUCCUUACAACAAAGAAAGGACAAAUGGUAUGACUGUCAAUUUUUAUGCUGUUACCUGCUGCAAAAUUAAGGGGAUUGGUAGAAAAUGAAGGUAGCUUUUUAAACCUUCUCAUAAUCUCUUGUUUCCUUUUCUUUGAGAUCUGUUGUUUACUAACCAUGCACAUGUAUUUAUUUGAAUGAUACUCUUUAGUUACCUUGCUCCAGUUUGUUGUUCUGACAAUGUAGUCUCCAUCUUUAGAAAAAAAGAAAGACUUCCUUGAAAAGACAGUUCCAGAACCAAGGGCAUCUGGCUCCAUUUCAGUGUCAUUCACUCCUCGUGUUUUCAAAACAGCUGCAAGAGAAUCCAAAGCACCAGAAGAAGAAGAGGUAACUCAUCUUUUUGUCAGUUUAGUCUGUAAGUCACAAUCUUCCUCCAGUUUUUAUUUUUGUUUGUGUGUGAUUACUUCUACUCCAGUUUCUUAUGAUAAUCAUGUAAUGUUCAUUGAGAAGCUAUUCUACUGUGUACAGCUCUUAACUCUGAAACAGACCAUCCACCACCACCCCCCCGCCCCCUCCUCCCCUGCCUCUCAGGUCUUACAUUGGUCUAAGCAUCUCACAUUUCAUAGUAUAGGGUGUGAGAUGAAAAUUAAUGAAAUACUUCCAAAUAACGAGUUGACCCUUAACUGAGGGAUCAGACAUUUGACACCAUUAGAAUUUGUGAGGAUCCAAUCCUUUCUGUUCAGUGGUUAAACAUGAAGAUUUGUUUUUGUUCAUAGUGGCUGAAAAAGAUGGCUGGUGCAAGCCGAAAAACAGAUACUACCAACACUGAUGCUGUUGACAUGGAAGAAAUGAACCCAGUGUGGUUAAAAGACAAAGGAAUGUGAGUUUUCUCCCUUUACACCCCAACAUCAGUAUAGUUACAUAUUCUCCAGACUGUCCUCUAGAUAUUUCCUAUGAAUUGUGAAUGAGAAUUUGUAUAAAAAUCCAGAGCUUCUUUAAUCAGUGAUCAUUCUCUUAAUUCUCAUGGCUUUGUUGUUUGAUUCAGCCAUGAUUCUGCUAGGGAGAAAGUUAAAUGACAGUCACUUCUAGGGCUAAAAGGGUUACAAUGAAGACAGGGUAAAUGAUAUCUUAACUGGUAUAAAACAUACAACAAAAAUGGACAAAUGAGGAAAGAAAAGAAAGGAGGAAAAGAACAAACUUCAUCACAGGAGGGAAGUAUGAUCAGAGCAUAUCACAGUGGAAUGCUUUGAAAACAAAUCCAUAGGUAUCACAACAAACCCACACGAGCUCAAAGUUGAAACUAAGCAAACACCCUGAAGCCAGUGCAAAUGACCAAAACUGCUGAAUAUUACUUAUCUGAAUUUUUUUCCCUUUACUUUUAACAUUCAUUAAGUCGAAUUUUAUCGAACUUAAAAAGUACUUUAAAAGCACAAACUCCGUUCAGUGAAUCAAAUUUAUAGUGAAAUUUCUCUUCGUUUUAUGUUUUUGACGUUCCGUUGGCAGUGGGUUUUACAAGGCUGGAAACUUUGUAGCGGCUAUCAAUGCAUUCACAGCAGCCAUCGUACUGGAUGACUCAAUACCAUCGUAUCCUUUAACUGAAGAAAACUAGUUUGCUAUCAUACUUUCCCUGUCCCAAACCGUCUGUUACUUUUCUUUCCUUAGCUCAGUUCAAAAGAGGAGCUCAAAAAACAGUUUUCAGAAUACUUCCCCAUCUUAUAUUUGAUAGCAAUUAAUUGUAAGGAGGAAAGCUUUGCGAGAGAGAUUGAAAAGCUUUCUGGAAGAACUACUUAGAUAUAAAGACCAUGAACCCACUAUUUUCGCAAAUCACCCAAAAGAUAAACUUACCCCGGUCUUAGAAAAAGUUCAAAGAUAAUAAUAAGACAAGUUCACCAGAAUAUUAAGAUCGUAACAAAUUAAAAAAGAGCACCGUAUCAUCUUAAUGCGAGAAAACGUUGGACAUAAGGGGAGACGGGAAACGGUGGCCGAGGAAUAAAAAAGAUUCGCCUUGUUUUUGUAUUUUUUUUUUUAUUUUUUUUUUUUAUCACGUCUUUUUCGUCAGUUGUUGAACUACUUGUUAUACAAAUAAGAACGCCUUUUAAUGAAAAGAAAUAUAAUCACGAGUGUUUUUGUAACGUGGAUGCGACAACUUAGACAAAUACGGGGUGUAGCAAAAUACUCGGCUGAAAAUGAGAUUCUCUCCUUGACUUUGUGAAGGUUAUACUCUAACCGUGCUGCAUGUCAUCUUCAAUUGAAACAGUACAAAGAGUGCAUUCAAGACUGUACAAGUGUAAGAUUCUCGUCAAAUUUUCAGCUUCUAUUUUUUAGUACAAAGUGAGUUUUAUUUCAUUUGAGUUUACUUCUGAUGACGUUUGUUCUACAGUCACUAGAACUCCUUGUUCCUCCGGUUCCGGCCAAUUGUGCUUCCAGAUGUAAAGCGCAUGUCAGACGAGGGACCGCGUACAUGCAAUUACAAGAAUACGUGCUGGGUGAGUAAACGGGUUUUCAUUGCGGUUUUCAUAUAACCUCGGAAAUUAUAGUAAACUUGGAGAUUUCUGACCGUAAUUUACACUUGAAUGAUUAAACAAGAAAGGGCUCCAGUUCGCCAGUGUUUGGGAUUUCUGACGUUAUAGUUUUUGUGUAUUAUACACGCCUUUUUUUGUGUAACGACAGCUUUUUGAAGAAGUCGUUUGGUUAAAGUGUGAGGUCGUGUUAUAAAUCAUUGCAUAGACUUCCAUUUACCAGAUGAUUCGGCCACAGAAUAAAUAUCCUGUGUACAGCCGCCCUUAAAGAAAAAAAUAAGGAGUUGACAGACCCUAAAAGAGCACCAGCUUUCGCAGUAGCAAUUCUGACAUAUCUUUUAAAUGGGUUAUCAGCUUUUUUCUUUUUUGUUUUGUUUUGUUGUUGUUUUUUCAUUGAACGUGAGACAACAUCAGAACAGAGAUUAGAAGAAUUUUGCAGUAGGAAGGCCCCAAACAUGAGUAUCGACCUUGAUUUUAUUUUCUUUGUUUUCUUAAUUUAUUUUCUUUCAGCUCUUCAAGACUAUGAAUCAGCUCUCAAGCUUGACCCUAAAAACGUAGACCUGAAGAACGACUCAGAGAGAAUAAGAAAGAUCAUUCAAGGCUCCACAUAGCUUCAGAAUAAAUUUUGUCAUCGAAUGAUGAUGAAAAAGUCGCACUUUCUGUAAGAGUCUGAUACUUUCGGCCUGAGGAAUAGACCACUUUGAUGAGCGAAUGAACCUUAGACCUGAAAUUCAACAAUGGACAGCGAUUUGCGCGUUAAAUUAUUUGUACAGGGUUAAACUGCUCUAUGACUUAGCUGAAGCAUACGCAAUGUUGAAAAAAUCAAUGAAAAUUUUAAAUUUAAAGUAUGUCUGCAACCACUGAUGUUCUGGAAAAGGUGAAAAUUUCACUGACAGAUCAUCUCACCGUUCGCUUUAUCUUGAGAUCAAGACUCGAGAGAUCAAAGAAAUACAAAAUAUGUGAUUCUUUUUACUGUACCGGUGUGCUUUCUUCCCCUCAAUGGAAUGUCAAUUUUAAAAAGAAAACUGCUCUUUCAAACUCUGAAAAUUAUGACAGUACUUUUACUCUUAGUAAAGCGG
Molecule: messenger RNA, 4643 nt
Organism: Pocillopora meandrina
Lineage: Eukaryota; Metazoa; Cnidaria; Anthozoa; Scleractinia; Pocilloporidae
Source: the annotation of a GenBank genome assembly